GGACGAGGCCAUCUCGAAGCCAGGGAGGUUUGGUUAAGGCGACAUGCCGGCAAAUUAGGGCUAAAUCGAUCAAGGUUAGGGCUGUAAAUGGCACGUGUGGGCCCCCUAUCUCUGAUUGGAUAUUACCCCUUUUUGCUCCAUUUUAUCACGUGAUGCAGUCCGAUCCGCUUUACCUUUCCUAUCCCGAUUAUUUUUCAAGGACUCCGAUUGAAUGAUCUCGGCUCAAACAUCCAUCGAUCCUCACCAACGACUCGAUGGCUGCCCGCGAGCCUUCAAGGUGCCUACAAAGGGCGCUGCUCCGACCGUCACAACCUCAUAAAUAUCAACAGUUCGCUUUCUCGAAACGCAAUGCCUUCGGACAGGCUGCCGCCGCGGUCGAUGUUGAAGCUGAAUCUUCUUUGGCGACGCCUGUUCCUGAAUCCGUUAUAAAAUCAUAUAACCCUGUUGCACGAGCAAAGGCACAGAAUAAGUUACCUCGCAGUCGGUAUCAAUUCCGAUCACCAAAAUACGACCGUGGUCCUCUCCACCCUCACCGACCUCCUCCUCCCGCAGACCCAUCUUCGCGUCUAUUCAUUCCCGGCCCCUUCUCUCUCCCACGCGUACAACAAACUUACGAAUCAACCAUUGCCUCCGACAUCCUAACACUCUGCUACGUGCACCGACCUCCCGGUUUCCAACCACCCCCAAAAGCACCCCGUCUCCGAUCCUGGGACGACAGUUCCCCAUACCACAAAAAUCGACCUUUGCGCGGGCCUCGUGGUGGUGAUGUAUUACGCCUCUUGCGCAAACCCAUCACAUUCCGCAACUUGCCCAAGGUUGAGAGGAUCACGAUUCAUAGUUAUGUGAAAUACGCUGCUACGGAGGGUUCGCAAUGGCUUCAUGUUGCUGGUAUGGCUGUUCAGGCUAUUUCGAACGUUCGUGUUGAGACGUUCAAGUCCAAGACCAGUGUUGGUCCAUGGGGGAUUGUCCCUGGUCGUGAUACCGUAGCUGUCAAGGCUGAGUUGUAUCGUGAAGACAUGCAUCAUUUCUUGGGAAAAUUGGUGGAUGUCGUUUUGCCCAAGAUCAAGGAAUGGAAAGGUGUCAAGGGAAGUAGUGGUGAUAGCAGUGGGAAUAUUACGUUUGGUUUGGAGCCGGAGGAGAUGGCUCUUUUCCCGGAGAUUGAGGUCAACUAUGACAUGUACCCUGUCAAAAUGAUCCCUGGUUGUCACAUCACUCUCCACACAUCUGCAACCACUGAUAAAGAUGCAAGACUUCUCCUGAGUGCGCUCGGAAUACCAUUUUAUGGCAAAUUCGUUAAUUAGGUGUUCGGCGUUUAGCCAACUAGACAAAGCGCACAGUCAGGAGUUGGUGAGGAUAAGAUCGAUGUUCGUUACAUUACUUCUCCUAUGUAGUAUAGUUAUAUUUGUAUGAAUACAGUGUUUUGGUCUUUUUGAUCCAAACUUUGACAAGAGGAGAAAAUAUAAAUCAUUCCAAUCUCAUUACAUCGUUUCUUGUCCGAAAAACAUACCCAAAACCAAGCACAAUGACAUCUGGCAGUUGACAUGCACCCAAAACAAAGCACAAACAA
Talaromyces stipitatus ATCC 10500 is the source of this 1567-nucleotide messenger RNA. Its product is annotated as mitochondrial 54S ribosomal protein YmL7/YmL5. Lineage: Eukaryota; Fungi; Ascomycota; Eurotiomycetes; Eurotiales; Trichocomaceae. Gene Ontology annotation, biological process: translation. The record is from RefSeq and is a predicted model, not a curated record. Gene Ontology annotation, cellular component: cytosolic large ribosomal subunit; ribosome. Bases 255 to 1301 code for a protein of 348 amino acids. Gene Ontology annotation, molecular function: structural constituent of ribosome; RNA binding. The transcript is spliced from 3 exons.